This is a messenger RNA of Cladocopium goreaui, 234 nucleotides long. Lineage: Eukaryota; Dinophyceae; Suessiales; Symbiodiniaceae. The record is from the annotation of a GenBank genome assembly.
AUGCGGAAGCAGCGGCAGGAAAAGAGCCAAAGUUACAGGAACCUCCCCUACUUUCAGCACCUAGGCUCUGAUGAAGUCUUUGAGGCCCUGGACCGAGUGCGCCAAGCAAACCUCCUACAGAUGCAGUUGAAGAUGCAGAAGGAUUGCUCCUACCUGCAGCAUAUGGAUGACAUGUCCUUGGAAGGUAGGAAUGCAGAGACCGUCGGAAGCUUUGACAAUCUGCAGUUUGCAUAG